Messenger RNA from Penicillium canescens, 1170 nucleotides. Its product is annotated as NAD(P)-dependent alcohol dehydrogenase. Lineage: Eukaryota; Fungi; Ascomycota; Eurotiomycetes; Eurotiales; Aspergillaceae. The record is from RefSeq and is a predicted model, not a curated record. Gene Ontology annotation, biological process: D-sorbitol catabolic process. The transcript is spliced from 3 exons. Bases 1 to 1170 code for a protein of 389 amino acids. Gene Ontology annotation, molecular function: L-iditol 2-dehydrogenase (NAD+) activity; zinc ion binding.
AUGGCUCCCUCAGUACUCGUCGAUCAGAACAACUUGGUGGCAGCACCAACAAAGUCACAAGUGAGCGAUCGCGUCGCCAUCAAGGCCUCACACCCAAAUCCCUCACUGCAAGUAACAGCCGAUCACAAGCUGAAAGCAGUCGAAGCACCCAUCUACGCCCCCAGGGCAGGCGAGGCCCUAGUUCACAUCAAAGCGACCGGAAUUUGCGGUUCAGAUAUUCAUUUCUGGAAGACUGGGCGUAUUGGCUCGUUAGUGUUCGAAGGCGACUGCAUCAUUGGCCAUGAAGCCUCAGGAAUUGUACUGCAAUGCGGCGAGGGCGUCACCCACUUAAAGCCUGGCGACAGAGUGGCUGUCGAACCUGGCGUUCCAUGUGAACACUGCUUCCUCUGCGACGACGGACGGUACAACCUGUGCGAAGACGUCCAGUUUGCCGGCGUUUACCCAUACGAAGGCACGAUGCAGCGGUAUAAGAACCACCCAGCGAAAUGGCUGCAUAAGCUACCCGACAACGUGACUUUCGCCGAAGGCGCUCUCCUCGAGCCCUUGUCUGUCGUCAUGAACGGAAUCACAUCAGCCGGUCUGUCACUUGGUCGGGGCGUGGUGGUCUGCGGAGCUGGUCCUAUCGGGUUAAUUGCGUUGGUUGCUGCGCGCGCCUCGGGAGCUCAUCCCAUUGUUGUCACCGACCUCGAACCUGCUCGGUUGGCUUUUGCUAAGGAGUUUGUUCCUUCUUGUAUUACUUACCAGGUUGAUCGCACGAAAGAUGCGCAGGGAAAUGCGCAGGCUAUUCGCGCGCUCUUUGGGUCUCGGGAGUAUGUUGCGCCGGAGACUGUGCUUGAAUGUACGGGUGUCGAGAGCAGUGUGUGUACUGCUGCGUAUACUGCACGCCGAGGAGGGACUGUUAUGGUUAUAGGUGUGGGCAAGGCUAUUAUGAAUAACCUGCCAUUUAUGCAUUUGUCCCUUGCCGAGAUUGAUCUUCGCUUCAUUAACCGCUACCGUGAUACAUGGCCUCCGGCCAUUGCCUGUCUGAGUGGUGGUAUUUUGGACUUGAAGAUGCUUGUCUCCCAUGUCUUCCCUCUUGAAAAGGCGCAGGAUGCUUUGCAUCUUUGCGCUGAUACUAGCAACGGUAGUAUCAAGGUUUUGAUUGUGGACGAGGAGGAGGCCUCGCUAUAG